Leguminivora glycinivorella is the source of this 1691-nucleotide messenger RNA. Its product is annotated as esterase FE4-like. NCBI's taxonomy places the organism in Eukaryota, Metazoa, Arthropoda, Insecta, Lepidoptera, Tortricidae. The transcript is spliced from 3 exons. The record is from RefSeq and is a predicted model, not a curated record. The coding region runs from base 1 to 1623 and encodes 540 amino acids.
AUGCGGUCAGGGAAACAUGUAGUUUUGUUUACGCUAGUCGCGAUGAACUUUAUCGAACAGCCGGCACCGGAAGUCACUAUCGAACAAGGGACUUUGAGUGGGAGGAUAAGCGAAGAUGGACUUAUAUUUGAGUACCUGGGGAUACCUUAUGCGACUACUAAUGAGAGUGCACGGUUCAAGGCUCCACUCCCUCCACCAACAUGGAAAGGAAUUUUCAAAGCCACAGAUGACUCCACAGCAUGUCCCCAGAAUAACUUGAUCGCUAUCAGGGGUGUAGAGGACUGUCUCAAGAUUAACGUUUACGUCCCAGCUUUUGCCACGAAACCUUUACCAGUCAUGGUAUUUAUUCACGGAGGGGCAUUCUUCCUCGGUGACGGUGGAAAAAUCUUUCAAGGACCAAAGUUUUUACUCAAACAAGAUGUUAUACUGGUUACAUUCAACUACAGAAUUGGGGUUUUAGGGUUUUUAUGCCUGGGUAUCGAGGAAGCUCCAGGUAAUGCAGGGCUAAAAGACCAAUUAGCAGCCUUGCGAUGGGUGAAGAGGAAUAUAAAGGCUUUUGGAGGUGAUAAUGACAACGUAACUGUUUUUGGCGUAAGUGCUGGAGCAGCAUCUGUGUCGCUACUGAUAGCAAGCGGCAAACUCGAUGGCCUGGUCCAGAAAGCUAUCAUUCAAAGCGGGUCCGCUCUUGCACAUUGGGCAAUCAGCCGGAAACCUUUAUCGGUCGCCAAUUAUGUUCUGAAACCAUUAGGUUAUGACACAGAAGACCCGUACGAAUUAUACAGUAUUUUGAAUAGCAUGACAUAUAAACGACUAGCUGCACUACCUUAUGACAAACCUGUAGAACAAUAUCUGGAUACUCAACUAAUUCAUUUACCAUGUAUUGAAAAGACAUUUCCUGGAACUGAAGCUAUUAUAACUGACUAUCCUUACAAUCUUCUAAAAAGAAAUCCAUCAAAUAUAUCAGUUAUUCAUGGAACGACUGACCAAGAGGGUUUGUUUUUCAUUUCGUACGAUACAAUUGAUACGAUUAAUUUCAGAAAUGGAAAGUACUUAAUGGCUAGCGAUCUAGUAUUUGAAACUAAUGAAGAAGCUGAAAAAGUGUCAAAAGAAAUACAAGAUUUAUAUUUUCUUGAAGAACCUAUUAGCAUGAAAACUGCAAUGAAUUUGUCGGAGUUGUAUAAGCACUUACAUUUUGAAAUUCCGAGUAUUAUUGAGUCACAAAUUUUGGUCGAAACAAGCAACGCUACAUUGUACAAUUAUUAUUUCAAAUACUCCGGGAAUAGAAAUUACUUAAAAUUUGCUCUGGGAUAUAAUGAAAUAGAUGGAGCAUGUCAUGGAGAUGACCUUUUGUAUAUCUUUGAUUCUUUAUUAUGGCCUUUUAAAAUAAAUGAAGAAGACAAUCUUAUGAUCAGAAGAAUGACUACAAUGUGGACAAAUUUCGCCAAAUACGGGGACCCAACACCCACUGCCACAAGAGAGCUUCCUAUACGCUGGCUUCCGAGCAACAAAGAAAACCUGCGAUUUCUUUACAUAGAUAAAAAUUUUGAGAUGGCGAGUAUGCCUAGUCCAGAAGCGUACAAAAUAUGGAAAAAUAUAUACCAGAAAUAUAGAAAGACUAGAUAAUGAUGAAAUACAGAAAGAUUAGAUAUAAAUAUAAGUAUGAAAUAAUUAAAAAUAAUUAAAUACUCGUA